UUACAUAAUAUUUCGUAAUAAAUCAGUGAACCAUGACGGAGCACAGAGGCACCUCCUUUUUCCACUCGUGCGUGAAGAUGCCGGUGGAUCCUUGUAGCCGGCAACCAACUCCUUCUUACGAACGUCCUCGACUGUCAUCCGGCAGCCGAAGAUCAGAGAAAGUGAAAAAAAUUAACUUUGCCGAGGGUGAACCAACUGCCGUUGAGAACUCAGAGUCGUCGAGUCCGCGCGACACAUUGGAAAAUCUUCUGGAGUUCCUGAAGAGCAUACCGGAUUAUGGACAAGUACAUCAUUUGUCGAACGAGCAAUUCAAGCAAAAGGUUGAAUAUCUAAGAAGGAAGCAGCGGCUGCUUCUGCAGAAUCUGAGAAACUCGCUGGAUGACACAGAGGAGCCGUCAUCGCGUCUGUCAAUUACGAGAAAUGAGAGCUCAAAGUCAAAGGACAACAAAUCGAAUGUCGUUGUUGAUGAUCUCAAGUUGAAUGGCAAGAAAUGCUACCUCGAGGAGUCGAGAACCAGCAGCCCAAUACUGUUUCCAUCUGGAAAUUUUGCUAGUCUCGCCGAAGAUCAAGAUCUACUGACGUAUAGAUGCAGAGACAAGGAUAAGGAAAUGAAGACAAUGCGCAACAAGGAGAUACUUGCGGCCAAUAAAAGCUGGAGCACGUGGAGCGAAUCGAAAAGCGAUGACAGCGUGAACAGUGAUGGCGAGGAUAGCAUCGAGACAAAAAGUUUACCACCAAGUAGCUCGAAAGAAUGGCACCCCACAGUGCCUAAACCGUUCAGUUUCACGCUGAGGGAAGAGGCUGAAAAAUAUAUGACAGAGAUAGAGACAGUCGAACGGACGAAUGAAGAUAACGAGAAGAAAAGUCCUUCGAAAAAACGACGAGUCAGACCAAUUCCUAUUACAUCCAAAAUACCACUUUAUGACAAAUUAAUGGCUGAAAAAGAGGAAAGAAGUCGUAUUGUACGCGAAGAGAGCGCACUAAAUCUAUUGUCGCAAGUGCGACCUUUUAAGCUGGAGUGCGAUCGUCGUGCCUGGCGAUCCAUGGCGAGGUCCAGUCCUGAACUCUACUCGAGCAAGAGCAGUUCUUCGCGUUUCAAGGCUAAGCCAGUACCAAGAAACCUGUUCGGCACCGAGGUUUACGACCGUAUGCUUGAGGAUGAAUAUUAUAGACAGCUAAGGAAAAGGUUGAGGGCUGCGGAGAUGUUGAAGUCUUCUUCGUUACCGCCAUCGAUGGCGAGGCGUGAACGUGUCAAGUCCGCAUAUGCACAUUUUCAGGACAUGGAGCCCAACAAGGAUGAUGACGAAUCUGUCAUUCCGACUACGACGAUGUCCGACAGAACUAGGUCCGCGCUGACGUCCGCAUUGUCUUCGCGCGGGAAUAACCUGGCUGCGAUUUUGAGAUGUCAAGCUUCACGAGAGAAACUGGAGCGCGAGAUACAGGAGCGGAUGGAGGAGAAGCGGCGGGAACAGAUACUGAAGUUCAGGGAGACGCUGAUCGGCCGAAAACCCGCGUGGAAGGCCCUGAGAUCGGCCGCGAGGCACGAGCAUGACAGAGACCUAGACAUACGGACGUCUCUUCGUCGUGACGAGGCGCGGGAACAGGCCGAACGUCAUCGACUGCAAAUGGAAAUGAUGCUGGACCGUGUGACGCAAAUACCGACUCUUUUCGAGCGUCAUUCUCAGAGUUUUCAAUCGCUCGUAAAGGCGCAACAGAAGGUUCCUUCGAAGAGUGCCUACGUCCGGAAGAAGAAAAGGAAGAAAAAGAAACAACAGCAACAGUCGAAAAGAUCUACGUCAAGUAGCUUGGACUCGUAUUUAAGCUUUGCCAGCAAUUCUAGACCAAAUUCCGGAUCAUUAGUCAGUUCUUCCGGUACUCUGAUGUCAAACCAAUCAUCAUCGAAGUCGUCGGGCGAUUCCUCCGACAAAUCGGCUGCUAAGUCAGAAGCCUCGACACUGAAAAGAAAAGCCGAUCGCGGUCCAUUGAAGGUUUCGAUCAAUGAAACGGCGGAAUGGAUCGAGGAUCGCAACGAAAAAUUGUUUAGUAGCGAUGAGCGAUCCCGCAGCGAUGAUGUCGAAGAGUGA
Molecule: messenger RNA, 2084 nt
Organism: Acromyrmex echinatior (Panamanian leafcutter ant)
Lineage: Eukaryota; Metazoa; Arthropoda; Insecta; Hymenoptera; Formicidae
Biological process (GO): cilium organization
Cellular component (GO): cilium
Source: RefSeq, a predicted model, not a curated record